This is a messenger RNA of Trichosurus vulpecula (common brushtail), 936 nucleotides long. RefSeq names its product olfactory receptor 5M8-like. NCBI's taxonomy places the organism in Eukaryota, Metazoa, Chordata, Mammalia, Diprotodontia, Phalangeridae. Gene Ontology annotation, biological process: sensory perception of smell; G protein-coupled receptor signaling pathway. Gene Ontology annotation, cellular component: membrane. The record is from RefSeq and is a predicted model, not a curated record. Gene Ontology annotation, molecular function: odorant binding; olfactory receptor activity; G protein-coupled receptor activity. The transcript has a single exon. The coding region runs from base 1 to 936 and encodes 311 amino acids.
AUGAGCAGGAAUGUCACCACAAACCCUGAAUUUAUUCUCUUGGGACUAACUCAGCGCCUGGAGCUUCAGGUCCUAUUCUUUGUCCUCUUUCUGACCAUCUACGUAAUCACUGUGGUGGGCAACCUGGGGAUGAUGGUGUUAGUGCAAAUCACUCCCAGGCUUCACACACCCAUGUACUUUUUCCUGAGUCACUUAUCUUUUGCAGACCUCUGUUUCUCUUCCAAUGUGAGUCCUAAGAUGCUGGAGACUUUCAUAGUGGAAAAGGCCACCAUCUCCUACUCAGCCUGUUUGGUGCAAUGUUACCUUUUCAUUGCUUUGGUCCAUGUGGAAAUCUACAUCCUGGCUGUGAUGGCCUUUGACCGCUACAUGGCCAUCUGCAAUCCUCUGCUCUAUGGCAGCAAGAUGUCUCCCACUGUCUGCACCUCUCUCAUCUCAGUGCCCUAUGUCUAUGGCUCCCUCACAGGCCUCAUGGAGACCAUGUGGACCUACAGCUUAUCAUUCUGUGGCCCCAAUAAGAUUAACCAUUUCUACUGUGCUGACCCUCCUCUCAUCAAGUUAGCUUGUUCUAGUACUUACAACAAAGAACUCUCUAUGUUUGUUGUUGCUGGGUUUAACUUUACUUUUUCCCUGCUCAUCAUUCUUAUCUCCUAUCUGUACAUCUUCCCAGCUAUCCUCAGACUUCGCUCUGCUGACAGCACGCGCAAGGCCUUCUCUACUUGUGGUUCCCACCUGACAGCUGUUACUAUAUUUUAUGCAGCUCUUUUCUUCAUGUAUCUCAGACCACCCUCAGAGACAUCUGUGGAGCAAGGGAAAAUGAUGGCUGUGUUUUAUACCACUGUGAUCCCCAUGUUGAACCCCUUGAUCUACAGCUUAAGGAACAAAGAUGUGAAAGAAGCCUUAAAGAAAGAACUCUUCAGAAAAGACCUCUCCAAAUAA